Messenger RNA from Ostertagia ostertagi, 1023 nucleotides. Lineage: Eukaryota; Metazoa; Nematoda; Chromadorea; Rhabditida; Trichostrongylidae. The record is from the annotation of a GenBank genome assembly.
AUGCACAAUAUUAUGGCAGUUGCUAUGAAUAGCACUGGAUCGCACAUGAUUGUUUCCAACGAAGGUGGUCAUGUUCUUUAUAUCAACAUGAGCACAGAAACUGUGAUAUUCAAAUUCCGUGCAAACAGAACCGUCCGAUCAGUGCAGUUCUCACCGGAUGGGAAAUUCAUUGCAAUAUGCCGUGAUAUGGAUUUACAAAUCCAAGAGAUUGGAAAACAGUCGACGUCGAUGUACUAUCCGUUCCAUCUUUCGAUGACGUACAAGCUGUCCUCGGAGACGUUGAACUGUGUCGAUUGGUCUGGCGAUGGAUGCCUCAUUGUAGCUGGUGGAGAAGAUCAUAUUGUUCGUGUUGUGGGUGCCCGUUACUAUCGCAACCUUUUCAUUCAUCCUUUGGCUGCCCAUCAAGGGCCUAUAGUAACAUGCCAGUUUAUCAACGGUAAUUAUGAUUUGAUAUCUGUUUGUAAACGUGGUAUCGCUAAUGUUUGGACGGCAUCGAUUCAACCAGGCGAUCUUGUUGAAGGGAAGUGGACAAAACCGGAGGAAAAUGAAAUGGAAAGCGAAGACGAAUCAGUGACAAGACUUUAUUAUGAAAAAACGAAGAGGUACUCUCUUUUGGAAUCAUCAGGCAGCGGUAAAUCCGGAAUCGAUGUUACUUCUUGUCGUAUACAUACGACGACGAAUAUUUUAGUAACAGCUUACUCUAAUGGUGUGUUUGUUCUUCACGAAGUACCAUCAUUUGCUCUCAUACAUAAUUUACGGGUAUCGGAUAUGCAGAUUACCAGCGUUGCAGUCAAUAAUACAGGUGAUUGGUUGGCAUUAGGUUGCGGUAAAGGAUCAGCUGCGCAAUUGGUGGUGUGGGAAUGGCAAUCUGAGACUUAUGUUCUAAAACAACAAGCACAUUCACAACGAAUUCUAGCGGUGCAGUACUCGCCAGAUGGUUCUUUGCUAGGUACUGGAGCAGAGGAUGGAAAAGGUAAAAAUUUGGAAUGGCCAUACCGCCUUCUGUACGGUGACUUUCGAUGA